Messenger RNA from Lepisosteus oculatus (spotted gar), 4009 nucleotides. The record is from RefSeq and is a predicted model, not a curated record. NCBI's taxonomy places the organism in Eukaryota, Metazoa, Chordata, Actinopteri, Semionotiformes, Lepisosteidae.
GCUCGACAGCCCGUUUUUAACCCAAAGUCCAAAUAUCUCAAACUCAGACCCACACGCCACCGUUACCUCCAUCACAGGAUAAAACUGGACAUUUUUCCUCGCUGCCCCCAGCGCAACAUGCUGGAGUUUCAAAGAAGAGGCACACUGUAGCUCGUCAUCUCUUCUACAGCCGCCCCUAGUGGAAGUGGAGGUCUUAUUGCAUGUUGAUUUUUUAAAAAGCGACCAGUGUUCUCCACUCCGAUGUAGCCCCAGUAUGCGGUACAGUGAUAUGGAUACCAAGGAUACGAUUAUCUUCUAGCACGGCACACAAAUGGUGACCAACCUCCUCUCUCCUACUACACCAUUGUCGUAGUUGACCCGAGCUGUCCAGCCCCGAUCCUGCAGGGCUGGUGAAGUGAGCUAAGAUUUUCUAGGUCUAGCUUUUUAAAGAAUGCUAAAUACAUUUUGGGGCAUUUGUUUUUUUUAUCUUUAUACGAUAAAAAGGUCAAUUUCUCUUCUCUGGGUUUUGAAAGAAAGGACAGAGACCCAAGCCAGAAUGAGUAAAGAUGUCUUUUACUUACUACAGACUAGCGAAAACUAAUACCAGACACUUUUCCCCUACGAAGUCUCCUAGCCCCGUGAAGUUGACCUCCCACAAACAGCACUAACGAAUGCGUGUUGUGCAGGUGUUGCAGAAUGCCCAGAUGCUCCUGCUGAGGUGCUGAGGAUGGAAACCAUUCACAUCAAAGAGGAGGCCACGGAAUUGGAAUGUUCCAUCACGGCAGAAGGGGAAACCAAGCUCCCGUCUGCAGGUGUAGCAGAGAAUGGCCCAAGUCUGCAGGAGCAGAACACCCCUCCAGGUGGACCCAUCCCUGUGAAAGAGGAACCCCUUCACCCAGAGCUCGACAGCAUCGCCAACAGCAUCUCGGAACUAGGCUCGGUCCAGAUCAUCGAGGAUGGACCUGACUGGCAGCGCAGCCCCCUCGCUGCCAAGACCAUCCCGGCUGCAGGCAGGACUUUGUCCUUCCCCUGUCCGCACUGCGAGGUCUCCUUCACCGGGGAGCAGUACCUGCAGGGCCACGUGAAGAACAAGCACAGGGAGGAGUACCUGAAGGCCCUGCGCUCCUCUGCCAUGAAGAACGCGUCCUCGCAAGCGCGAGGGCCGCCGCCGCCGCCGCCUCCCCGAGCCCCCCUGGGCGCCCCCGCGGUGGCGGUCUCGCACCACUGCGGCGUGUGCUGGCAGAGCUUCGACCGGCUGGACAGCCUGAGGCGGCACGAGCGGGGCCACACGGUGUGGGCGGGGCCGGGGGCGGAGUCAAGGGCGGGGCCAGGAGUAAGACCAGGGGCGGGGCCAGGAGCUGGGCAAGGGGCGGGGCCGGGGGAAACGGCAGGACUGGGGGCGGGGCCGCACAGCUGCGGCCAGUGCGGGAAAUCGUUCCGGGACUCGGAGAAGCUGGAGACGCACCGGCGGACCCACUCCGGGGAGACGCCGUACCGCUGCGCGGACUGCGGCAAGGGCUUCAGCCAGCUGGGGAACCUGAAGAUCCACGGGCGCAUCCACACGGGCGAGCGGCCCUACCGCUGCGCGCAGUGCCCCAAGAGCUUCCGCUACCUGGAGUCGCUGAAGCAGCACGGCAGGAGCCACAGCGGGGAGACGCCCUUCGCCUGCGGCCAGUGCGGCCGCAGCUUCAGCCUGCUGGGCAACCUGAAGAAGCACCAGCGCAUCCACACGGGCGAGAGCCCCUACAGCUGCGCCCAGUGCGGCCGCAGCUUCAACCAGGUGCAGAACCUGAAGAAGCACCAGCAGGUGCACUCGGGGCAGAGCCCGUUCGCCUGCCCGCACUGCGGCAAGAGCUUCAACCAGUCGGGCAACCUGAAGGCCCACCUGCGCACCCACACGGGGGAGGCGCCCUACGUCUGCGGGGAGUGCGGCCGCAGCUUCAGCCAGUCGGGCAACCUGAAGACGCACCAGCGCACGCACACGGGCGAGGCGCCCUACGUCUGCGCCCACUGCGGGAGGGGCUUCAAGGACUCGGGGAAGCUGAAGCGCCACCAGCUGGUCCACACGGGGGAGACGCCCUACCCCUGCCCCGACUGCGGGAAGGGCUUCAGCCAGAUGGGCAACCUGAAGACGCACCAGCGCACCCACAAGGGCGACGGCUGAUGGCGGCCAGGCCGGUGGCUGUGGAAAAGCAGCGACUUGCGAGACAAGGGGGUUGCUGGUUCAAAUCCUCAGGCUGUGCCACGGAUUCACUCUCUCACAGCGAGCAGGCAUUGAGCCCCCUCCCGCGCUCCAUCCUGAGGACGCUUCAAACCAAGGUCCUGCUCUCUGUGCCAAAUCACCCUCCCCUGGUCUCUGCAAGUCACUUCAGAUAAAGAUUUUCAAUAAGCCAUUAUUCCCUGUCAGAAGGACUUCAAGAACAUCUAUAGAUGAAUUUACAGAUGGGAGAUGAUUGUAUGAGACUGACAAUUCCUUUAUAAACUGAUGCUCCACAAGAUCAGAUAUCUGUAUAUUGUUCUCAGCGUAUGACUCUUAUCCUGCGUUAUUUCAAAUGCAUGUGUGAAUGUGGAGACUUUCCUAGCUUGGGAAGGCCUCUCUUCCUGUAGAAGCCCCCUUUCAGGUGAACAGAUCCUUUUUACAUACAAUGUGCUACUUAGUUAUAUACCAAGACAUGCUCUAACUUUAAGAUCACAUUUGUCACUUUGCAUUUCCAUAGCUCUAACACUAAUGUGAACAAGGCUUGAAAAAAAACUAGAUCUACAGUCACCCACAGCCCAUUGCUCAGAUGGCACACAGUCCUGUUUAUUGGGUCAUAUAACCAGAGAAUGGGCUGGUCCAUCACCUGUCAUGCUUAUCAAAGACUGCAUCCAUCCAGCAGCUGGUUUCCACCACGGGGCAGAGAUAUGGGUUUAAACAUGUCGUUCAGUGAGAGGACGUACCAGCCGGGGAAGCCGUCCAGCCUGUGUUACACAGAGGGCUUUUGGAGAGACUAGCCAUUGAGGUCAAACCAGGGCUAACCGCAUAGACUCUUGUGCGCAAUUCCACAGCUUUGAAAGACUGAAAUUGCACAGCUGCAGGAUGAUUCCCCCUGCUGCAUCCAGGCACAGCUGGAAAAUACACUACAGCAUUUAAAGUAAAUGGAUUCAAGUAGCAGAAAUCACACAAAGUGUGCUAUUGCCUGGUUGGCUAGUUGAGAGAGAGCUUUGGUUUGCUCAAGUUGGAGUCGUGAGCUGACACCCAUGUUAAUUUAUCCACAGUUCUACACUACAGUUCCUGAACCAUUUCCAGAAACUGGAAAAGAAAACAGGAACACCUGACUCUCACCGUCCUAAAAAAGACUCACCCUGCCGGUCCUGGGUGAACAGCCAGUUCAAUUAACACUGCGCAUAGAAAAAAGGACUGUCACACCCAGAUUCAAAUGUAAUCACAGUAGAACAGAGUUGGGCAUUAAAACAGACACAUGACAACCCUCCUUAGAUCUAUAGAAAGUGCUCUUGUGGCUGCAGGUAGCGUUACAGAGCUUUUGGAGAGGCCAGUCACUGAAGGUCAAACCAGGGUUGACUUCAUCAAUUCACAGCACAAUUCCACAGCUGUAGAGGACAAGUCACUUCCAGCAGCUGUGUGGUCAGAUUUCCACCACUACACUUACACUACAGCAUAAUAGCAUAAUCACAGCAAUAAGAGUUACAGACUCAGCAUAGCUGGACCCCAGUGGACUGCAGAUAAAGUUACAGGGGUUUGAACCCAGACUGCUCUCCUUGUAGCACAAAGUACCAAAUUAGUAAUACCAUAUCAGUUCAGAUUCAGUUAGACUCUUCAUUUCACUUGUAAUCCAUCAAUAAAGAGAGAUUUGUGGGUGAAGGUAUUUUAUAUUACAAAGCCUCACUAUUUAAAUAGAAAAAUUGGAAAGGAAUAUUUGAAGUGGUUGCUUUAAAGCCCAUUAUUGUGGAUGUGUGAGCUGCUGUGUUUCCCUUUUCAAUAUGUUUAAUACUGUGUUUUUAAAUCACCAAAUAAAACAUUGCUGUUGUA